Messenger RNA from Symbiodinium sp. CCMP2592, 1323 nucleotides. Lineage: Eukaryota; Dinophyceae; Suessiales; Symbiodiniaceae. The record is from the annotation of a GenBank genome assembly.
AUGCCCAUCAUCGCGUCGCAGAUGGAGGUCGAUGACGAUGGGAAGCAUCCUGCGGACGACGCCGGUAUGGAUCAGUCACAACAACACGACGGCGCGGGGGAAGACCCGAAGAAAAGGGACCCACCUGUGAAGAAUAGCCCGCCAAGGAAGAAAUCAAAGGAUGCUCCUUCCCUGUUUGGAUACUCGCUUAAAGAUUGCGGCGCUGAAGGAGCUUGCGGCUACAACAGUUUGGCCUUUGCAUUCUGGCUGAGUAACAAUUUGGACAAAGCAUCCGAGCUCUUCGUCUGUUGCGCCAAAGAAACGGGCGGGAGCAAAAGCCCGUGGGACCAGCUUGGUCCACCAGCCCGCUACACGGGAAAAGGACGGCACUUGGACUUGGCCUUGCCCCCACUGCGCUCUUCGCACAUGCUGUUUCGCCACAAGGGCAUUCUCGCUGUUGACCGUGGCACCAGGAUCAAUCGCACUGAAAUCGUCGAAUCCAGCUGGGAAGUUCCAGAAGCAGAGCGUGACUGGGAAUGCCCCUGGUGUCACAAGUACCUUCCGCUGUUCGGCAAUUACCACCAGAAGCAGAAGAACGUUCGACGCCACUACCGCACGAAGCACCCGCGCAGAGACACGUCUUCUGCAGCCAUACAGAAAGCCGUCAGCAGGAACCGCAAGAAGGAUCCCAGCAGCCACCCGAAGAAAAAGAGUGGCUACUUGAGGAGUGCUGCCAAACGCAUGGCCAAGGAGCGGGACCUCAACCUGGGCGGCCACAAGCUCGUUGCCUUUCAGCCAGUUUGGAGUGAGUGGCCUCGUCCCCUCAAACGCAAAAAAGAGACCGCAGACAUGUACUUUAACCACUUGGUGGAGGAGGGAGUGGAGCCACACCCUGGGCCAGAGACACCUGACGGCAGCGAUGAGGGCGGUUCUGUGGAUGACGACCCGGACCCUGGUGGCUGUUCCUCUACGGCUUCUCCCGAGCGGGCGACUCAGACUUCGUUCUCUACAGCGCGCCUUUCUGUGAGAGGCUCUUGUGUAAACGUUCGUGAUGGCCCUGGGCUUUGGAGACUUGUCAAGAUUCUGGAAUGUGACUCUAGUUUUACUGACAUCAUCUGCAUCCAGGAGUCAUGUAUUCACGCUAAUGAGUAUAGCACGGUCGCUAACAAGUUUCUCACUAUGGGCUUCAAGUCUUACUGGGCCGAGGGUUUUCCUGGUAAGAAGGCCACCGGUGGUUGCAUCACGGUGGUGAGGUCUACCAUUCCGCAUCGGGUCAUUGAGAUUUUCUCGGGUGGCCCACACCAGCACAUUUUCAUCGAGCCCACAAGUCCAGCUGAUCCUUGA